This is a messenger RNA of Colias croceus (clouded yellow), 1668 nucleotides long. Its product is annotated as proton-coupled amino acid transporter-like protein pathetic. Bases 254 to 1618 code for a protein of 454 amino acids. Gene Ontology annotation, cellular component: vacuolar membrane. Gene Ontology annotation, molecular function: amino acid transmembrane transporter activity. Gene Ontology annotation, biological process: amino acid transmembrane transport. NCBI's taxonomy places the organism in Eukaryota, Metazoa, Arthropoda, Insecta, Lepidoptera, Pieridae. The transcript is spliced from 10 exons. The record is from RefSeq and is a predicted model, not a curated record.
AAUGAGCAAAGUGCGUUUGCGCAGAAUUAAAUUAUUCUUUUAUUUAAGUUUUUUUUUAAUUUUAACGUGUAGAAUACGAGUUACUAUAGAGUAGUAAAAUAUUUGUUUGUUUUAUUUGUGUUUAAAGUGAUAAUAUAGUGAAUGUUAUUCUUGUCAUACUUUGUAUUAAGAAUAUAAAUAUUAUUAUAUUAUCUUCGUUAUAUAUUUUUGUUUGUGUGUGUGAAAUAUCAAGUGAUUGUGUUUAACAUAAGAAAUGGAUUCUACAAGUAUUAGUAUGGAGAACAAAUCGGAAUGCGGAUCUUGUAUGGCGUCGAAUGCCACUCUUACAGCGAAGAACGAAGAACUCAACUAUAAUCCCUUUGAACAUAGAAAUGUUCCUCAUCCUACAUCAACAGCCGGCUCUUUCUUCCACCUGCUCAAGUCCUCUUUGGGCUCCGGAUUGCUCGCCAUGCCAGCUGCCUUCAAACACACGGGGAUCAUACCAGGGUGCAUUGGGACGGUGCUAGUGGGAAUAAUAGCCACGCACUGUGUCCAGAUCUUGGUAAAAACGUCUCGAGAUAUUUGUCAAGAAUGCAAAAUGGCCUCCCUGAGUUACACCGAUACUUGUGUAAAAGUAUUCGAGCGAGGACCGAAGAAAUUGAGAAAAUAUACAGAAGUUGUACGGCAUUUCGCUGACUACGCCAUGGCUGGCGUCUGUCUCGGCGGCACUAGCGUCUACGUCAUCUUCAUUGCUUCUUCCUUGAAGGAUAUAAUCGACCACUUCGCGCCCGACCAUCAAUUCUCCGUCGAAGCAUAUUGCGGCAUCCUCCUCCUGCCCCUCGUGCUGAUCACACAAGUACGCUAUCUAAAGUUCCUGGUGCCCUUCUCUGUGAUUGCCAAUCUGUGUCUAGUACUGACCUUCGGCGUGACCUGCUAUUAUACAUUUGUGGAUCUGCCUGAAGUAAGCAAUGCGAAAUUGGCAGCUGACAUCGGAGAAUGGCCUUUGUUUUUGAGCACAGCAAUAUUCGCAAUGGAGGGAAUCAACGUAGUGAUGCCAGUUGAGAACGAAAUGGCCAAACCAGAACACUUCCUGGGUUGUCCUGGCGUGUUGAACAUCACUAUGGUGUUAGUAGCGGCGUUGUAUGGCGUCGUGGGACUCUUUGGUUACAUUAAGUAUGGGGAGGAGGUCCUGGGAAGUAUAACGCUGAAUCUACCGCAGGAUGACAUAUUAGCGCUAUCUGCAAAGAUUUUAGUCGCCGUGGCUGUGUUCUUCACAUAUUGCCUGCAAAUGUACGCACCCAUGGACAUCCUAUGGUCAAGGAUAAGCAGCCGAAUUAGCCAGGGUUAUCAUAACAUCACCCAGAUCUUACUUAGAACCCUGAGCGUCACUCUUACCGUGAUCUUGGCGGUGGCAGUCCCCGACUUGGAGUUACUAAUCGGUUUGGUUGGUGCCAUAUUCUUUUCAACCCUCGGGCUCCUCAUACCCGUAGUCGUACAAACAGUAUAUAAAUGGGAUAAGGACCUCGGAAAGUGGUAUUACAUUCUAUGGAAGAAUAGUUUAUUACUUCUGUGCUAUUUGACUGUCCUUAUAUCGGGAUGUUAUUCUGCUAUUUCACAGAUUAUAGUUAAGUUGAGUUGAUUUUAGAUUAGGGAUGUAAAUAGACAAAUUUUAAAGUUAAGGAGUAGUUA